GGAACCCGCGCUGGGCGAUCCCGCCCCGGAACUGUGUGUCACCGGAACUAGACGCUGAAGUUUCUCUCGUUGCUACCCGGCGCAACUGUCAGGUGGCGCUUCCGUCGCGGAAAGAUGGCUGCGGCCGUUCCGGACUCCCAUGUGAGUGCAGGGGAAAAGCUGAAAAAGUCCCCAAAGAAGAAGAUGAAAAUGGAAGCCAGCGCCAUAGCAUCGGAGCUGGAAGAAGAGGUCAAAGACGGUUCCGACGGCGAAGGUUCUAUAGGAAGCUGUGAAUUGGAAAAGGGUCAUUUUUCUGAUGACAAUGAUGAAGCAAUAGAAGCUGACAACGAAGAUGAUGUUGAAGCCGAUGAUGAUGAUGAAAAUGAAAAUACUGCAGAAUCCAAUGUUGAGACUAAUAUGGGCUGGGCAUAUGCCAUGGCUAAAAUCCUUAACAAAAAAAUUCCUAGCAGUAGAUACGCCAUUCUGCUCAAAAACAAAGCGCUGGAAAAGGAAAAAGAGAAGUUAAAGCAAGAAAGACUAGAGAAGAAGAACCAGCGUGAUAAGAGGCUGGAGUGGGAAAUGAUGUGCAGAGUAAAGCCAGAUGUUGUCAAAGACAAAGAAACUGAGAGAAAUCUUCAGAGAAUUGCAACAAGGGGUGUGGUGCAAUUAUUUAAUGCUGUUCAGAAACAUCAAAAGAAUGUUGAUGAAAAGGUUAAAGAAGCUGGAAACUCUAUUAGAAAGCGUGCUAAGUUAAUAUCAGCUGUUUCCAAGAAAGAUUUCAUCAGUGUUUUGAGAGGAAUGGAUGGAAGUACAAAUGAGACGAGUUCAACUGGGAAGAACCCAAAAGCUAAACAGGCAGAGGUGAAAUCAGAAGAGGGCCCAGGUUGGACUAUCCUACGUGAUGAUUUCAUGAUGGGAGCAUCCAUGAAGGACUGGGACAAGGAAAGUGACAAGGAAAGUAAUGGACCAGAUGACAGCAGACCAAGAUCUGCAAGUGACUCUGAUACAUAAAGCAACGUAGGAGACACAAUUUGCAACCAUUUUAUUUUUCCUAGAAAAAUAUUCCAUUCUCUCAUAGUUGGGGAAUUAAAAGGCUACUAUUUGUAAGAAAGCCAAAAGACUUGUACCAGCUUUGGUAAAGAGGGAAUAUCGGUAUUCCCCCUUUUCAUAUAAAUCUUAUUAAAAUUAUGUAUUAAACCCUUGUAUAGUUUUAAGUAUUCUUCCUCAAAACAUUUGUAAAAAGAAAUAAUUUCUGCUUGACCUGCGAGAUAUGCUUUUUGCCAGGAUCAUUACGUGUUUACAUGUUGGUCAUGUCUAUUGGUGUGUUUCAGGAGCAUCAGUGCCUCUAGAAAUGCAGUACCAAUUUAUAAUUAAAUAAACUUUUUGAAGUUAAUCUUUCUAUAGUUUUGGGAAGCAAUUGGUGUUUUUUUGUUUGUUUUGGGAAGCUAUUAAGACAACCUAUGUAGUAAAAUUUAAAAUUAUAGUAUUUCUGAUUUUGGGUGGUGAUUUUAAUUGUAGUUAAUCCGGCAAAUAAAAAAUACCAGAUUUCUACUUUUA
Lemur catta (Ring-tailed lemur) is the source of this 1536-nucleotide messenger RNA. RefSeq names its product ribosomal RNA processing 15 homolog (gene RRP15). Lineage: Eukaryota; Metazoa; Chordata; Mammalia; Primates; Lemuridae. The transcript is spliced from 5 exons. The record is from RefSeq and is a predicted model, not a curated record. Gene Ontology annotation, biological process: maturation of 5.8S rRNA; maturation of LSU-rRNA. Gene Ontology annotation, cellular component: preribosome, large subunit precursor. The coding region runs from base 115 to 990 and encodes 291 amino acids.